Ziziphus jujuba (common jujube) is the source of this 2102-nucleotide messenger RNA. Its product is annotated as phloretin 4'-O-glucosyltransferase. Lineage: Eukaryota; Viridiplantae; Streptophyta; Magnoliopsida; Rosales; Rhamnaceae. The transcript has a single exon. Bases 318 to 1757 code for a protein of 479 amino acids. Gene Ontology annotation, molecular function: UDP-glycosyltransferase activity. The record is from RefSeq and is a predicted model, not a curated record.
CGUGUAUUUUUUUUUUUUUUAAAUAUGACAUGUAAUUCCAUGAAUUAUUUGUAAUAAUUAAAAAAAGUUCAGGUGUUUUCUCUCUCACAAAAAUAACAGAAGGAAAAAGUGAAGUUUACAAGUGUGGGCUCCACUUCUUUUGUGACAACUCCUAUGUGUGGGCCCCACCUCUCUGCCGCAAUAAUUUCCCAUUGCUAUAUAUGACUAUGACCGAUAGACUCCGAUAGACUCCUAACACUUCACUUCAGACUUCCAUAUAAAAACCCGUCAACCGGCAAACACCAACUCACGCGCCACCACUCGCCACCAUUACAGCAAUGAAACAACGGCGGUACAUCAUCGUUCCAUUUCCAGCACAAGGUCAUAUAAACCCCAGCCUACAGUUCUCGAAGCGCCUCAUCGGAACCGGUGCGGAGGUCGUCUUUGUCAUCCCCAUCUCAGUCCAUAGGCGCAUCAUGAAGAACAAAACUUCCACUUCCACCCCGGACGGCCUAUCUUUCUUCCUCUAUUCCGACAGCUUCGACGACGGUUUCAAGCCCGGUGAUGACCUGCACCGUUACCUGUCCGAGCUCCGCCGUGGCAGUAAACAAGCUGUCUCCGAUCUCAUAAACUCCAGUGCCAAACAUGGCCGUCCCGUCACUUGUGUAUUCUACUCCUUAUGCGUCCAGUGGAUUGCAGAGACAGCCCGUGAACUCCACGUUCCAUCGGCGUUGCUUUGGGUCGAACCGGCUACCUUGUUCUGCAUCUACUACUAUUUCUUCCAUGGCUAUGAAGAUGAAAUCAAGAACAACAUCAACGAUCCUUCAUAUUCCUUAGAAUUACCUGGACUUCCAUUGAAGCUCACUGGUCGUGACCUUCCCUCUCUCAUGGAUGAUACAAAGUCUGAAAAUAAUUGGGUCCAAAUCAACAUGUUUAGAGAGCAGUUCGAAGUGCUUGACAAAGAAACCAAAACUCCAAGAGUGCUUGUGAACAGCUUUGGUGCUUUAGAGCCUGAAGCUUUUGUAUCAAUCGGUGAUAAUCAGGUUAAACUAUUCGGGAUCGGACCGUUGAUUCAGUCCAGUUUCUCGGGUGUAAAAGAUCAUGAAGAUCAAUCCAAGACUUCUUUUAGAGGUGAUCUUUACCAAAUUGACUCAAACGAUAAUUAUAUAGAAUGGAUGAGCUUGAAACCGGAGAGGUCAGUCAUUUAUGUGUCGUUUGGGAGCUUCUACGUGUUGCCAAAGCCACAAAUAGAGGAAAUUGCAGGUGGAUUAUUGGAUUAUGGCCGUCCUUUCUUGUGGGUUAUUACAGAAAGGCAACGCGAAGAAGGAAAGAAAGAAGAAGAUGAGCUAAGUUGCAGAGAGGAAUUGGAGAAGCUUGGGAGGAUAGUUUCAUGGUGUUCUCAGCUGAACGUUUUGUCAAACACUUCAUUGGGUUGUUUUGUGACCCAUUGUGGGUGGAAUUCCACAUUGCAGAGCUUGGUUUGUGGGGUUCCAAUGGUGGCUUUUCCGAGGUGGUUAGACCAAGAAACCAAUGCUAAGCUUAUCGAGGAUGUUUGGAAGACAGGGCUGAGAGUGAAGGCAAAUAAGGAAGGGAUUGUUGAUAGAGAUGAGAUUAAGAGGUGCUUGGAAUUGGUAAUGGGAGAUGAUGAAAUUGGAAGGAAUGCCAAGAAAUGGAAGGAUUUGGAUAGAGAUGCUUUGAAGGCUGGUGGAACUUUUGAUAAGAAUUUCAAGGCGUUUUUGGAUGAGAUAGAUCAGGAGAAAGGUCAUUUUUUAGAUUAAUUAGCUAGGAGUGGCUUUUGUUGAUCAUGAAAAACAAUUGUAGUUUCAGAUUUGAAACCAAUAUUUAAUCUUUAAGAAAAGUGGAAAGAAGUGAAAGAGAGGCUGCGUUUUCAUAUUGGUGGAGUGGUUUGGUUGUACCUCCUCUAUGUGUGGCUAGGAUACAGGAGGUUUAAUAUUAAUUUUUUUGGUCAUGUAGGUUUAAGCAGGUUAAAAAAUCCGUGAGUAAUGCUCAUUUUUUUUUUUUUAUUGAGGGUUUAAAAUUUGUGAUGUACGUUAAAAAAAAAAAUUUGUAUAUCUUUUUUCUGUCAAUAUCGAUCACGAUUAAUUAUAUUAUUAUUAUUAUUA